AUGGACCCUUUGCUUGCACUCGGGUAUAAAAAAACAUUGGACCUUGAUGAUGUUCCUCAACUUGCCAGUUGUGAUAGUGCUAAUGUGGUCUUUGCUCGUUUUAGAGAUAACCUUGAAUCUGAUUAUAAUGGCAAUGGUAAUGGUAGUCAGGUAAGCACGCUCAAGCUGGUGAAGGCAUUGAUUUUCUCAACGUGGGAAGAAAUUCUAUGGACGGCUAUAUUCUCCAUUGCAUGUAUGUUGGCUUCUUAUGUUGGACCAUAUCUUAUUGAUUCUUUUGUUCAGUAUCUCAAUAGCCCUUACCAACUAAAAUAUAAAGGCUAUGUUCUAGUAUUUAUUUUCUUUCUUUCAAAGCUCAUAAGAUGCAUCUUAGAAAGGUUCUUGUUCUUUCAUCUGCGAAAGAUGGGAAUUAAGGUCCGUGCUGCAUUAUUCUCAAUAAUCUAUAAAAAGGGUCUCAGGAUUUCAAGCCAAUCAAAGCAGGGACACACUAGUGGUGAGCACAUUAAUAUGAUGAGUGUUGAUGUUGGAAGGAUUGGCCUUUUCAGUUGGUACUUGCACAAUAUAUGGAAGGUGCCUAUUCAAAUUGUUCUAGCAUUGUUGAUCUUGUACAAGAGCCUUGGGCUAGCUUCACUUGUAGCUCUUGUUGCCACAAUGAUUUUGAUGUUAGCAAAUAUUCCACUAGGAAAAUUACAAGAGAAAUAUCAAGAGGAAUUGAUGGAUUCAAAAGAUCGACGGAUGAAGGUGACAUCUGAGGCUUUGAGGAAUAUUAGGAUUCUCAAGUUCCAAGGCUGGGAAAUGAAGUUCUUGGCUAAGAUAAUUGAACUCAGAAACUUUGAAACAAGAUGGAUAAAAAAGUUAUUGUAUUCAUCAGCUAUGAUUUCCUUUGUCUACUUGUCUGCUCCCAUGUUUGUAUCAAUGGUUACGUUUGGGUUUUGUAUGUUCAUGGGAAUUCCACUAGAGUCGGGGAAGAUUAUAUCUGCACUGGCAACAUUUGAGAUAUUGCGAGGGCCCAUUUAUAAUCUCCCAGACACAAUAUCCAUGGUAGUUCAAACUAAAGUUUCCCUUGAUAGGAUAACCUCAUUCCUUUGUCUCGAUGAUUUUCAUCCGAAUAUAGUACAGAAGCCUCCAAAAGAUGGUGCUGAGGUUGCAAUUGAGAUAGUCAAGGGGAAUUUCUCUUGGGACCUUCAUUCGCCUAAUCUCACAUUAAAAGAUCUUAAUUUUCGAGUGUAUCAUGGUAUGGGUGUGGCUAUUUGUGGUUCUGUUGGAUCAGGCAAAUCAAGCUUACUUUCAUGCAUAUUGGGGGAAGUGGCGAAAGUAUCAGGAGACAUUAAGUUAAAUGGGACGAAAGCCUAUGUGGCGCAAUCACCUUGGAUACAAAGUGGUAAGAUAGUAGACAAUAUAUUGUUUGGUAAGGAGAUGGACAAGGAAAGAUAUGAGAUGAUCCUAGAAGCAUGUUCAUUAAAGAAUGACCUAAAAUUGUGUGCCUUUGGGGAUCAAACUAUCAUAGGGGAGAGAGGGAUUAACCUAAGUGGUGGGCAGAAGCAAAGAAUCCAGAUUGCACGUGCUUUGUACCAUGAUGCUGAUAUCUAUCUACUUGAUGAUCCUUUCAGUGCUUUGGAUGCUCACACAGGAACUCAUCUAUUCAAGGUAACCAUAGAUCAAAGUGCAGUUGAUACCUCUAUUCCACAACAAAUUGAAGAACUUCUUAUCUCAAUCAUAGGAUUCCUAGGAACUGCUGCAGUAAUGUCACAAAUUGCAUGGCAAAUGUUAAUAGUUUUUAUUCCGAUGACUGUGACAUGCAUUUGGUACCAGCAAUACUAUAGAUCUACAGCACGAGAACUUUCAAGGAUAGCUGGAGUAUGCCAAGCUCCAAUUAUACAACAUUUUGCUGAAUCUAGUUUAGGUUCAACCACAAUCAGAUGCUUCGAUCAAGAAGAGAGGUUUAUGGACACAAACCUCAAGCUAGUGGAUCAGUAUUCCCGACCGACAUUUCAUAUCUCUGGCGCAAUGGAGUGGUUAUGCUUCCGCAUGGAUAUGUUGACAUCCAUCACAUAUGCCAUCUCUUUGGUUUUCUUGAUGUCAAUGUUGAAGGGAGUACUUAGUUCUGGUGUUAUGGGUUUAGCAGUCACAUAUGGGCUUGGUUUCAGUAUGCAUGGGGUCAUAUGGGAUCUUUGCAUUCUUGAAAAUAUAAUCAUAUCCGUUGAGAGAAUACUACAAUACACCUACAUCCCUAGUGAACCCCCUUUGCUGGUAGAUGAAAAUAUGCCAAGUCAUGAAUGGCCAUCGCAAGGGAAAAUUGAUAUUGUUAAUUUGCAGGUUCGGUAUGCCCCACACCUUCCUCUUGUUUUGCGAGGUCUCACAUGCACUUUCCCCGGAGGGAUGAAGAUUGGCAUUGUUGGGCAAACUGGAAGUGGUAAAUCAACUCUCGUGCAAGCUCUCUUUCGUAUGAUUGAACCUACAACAGGUCAGAUUUUGGUAGAUGGUAUCAACAUCUCCAAGAUUGGCCUUCAUGACUUACGGCCAAGAUUUAGCAUCAUCCCACAAGAUCCAACAAUGUUUGAGGGGACUAUAAGAAGCAAUCUUGACCCGCUUGAAGAGUACACUGAUGAACAGAUGUGGGAGGCUUUAGAUAGAUGUCAACUUGGUGAUGAGGUUAGAAAGAAGAAAGGGAAGCUUGAUUCUACAGUGGCUGAGAAUGGAGAGAAUUGGAGCAUGGGUCAACGACAACUAGUUUGUUUAGGGCGGGUAUUACUCAAGAGGAGUAAAGUGUUAGUACUUGAUGAAGCUACUGCUUCGAUGGACGUUGCGACUGACUAUCUAAUUCAGCAAACGCUUAGUCGACACUUCUUAGGGUCUACUGUCAUCACAAUUGCACAUAGAAUAACAUCAAUUCUUGAUAUUGAUAGGGUCCUCCUUCUUGAUAAUGGUUAGUAACUAGUAAUUAGUACAACACACUCAAAUGGGUUCAAUUGAGAUCGGUAAUGUGUCUUCUCAUCCUUUUUUGGUGCUUGCUGAAUCAGGUUAACAUGUUUUCUUGUCUUAUGCAGGCCUUGCACAGGAAUAUGAUUCUCCAACCAGAUUGUUAGAGAUCAAAUCCUCAUCAUUUGCAAAGCUUGUUAAUGAAUAUACUCGAAG
Messenger RNA from Telopea speciosissima, 3132 nucleotides. RefSeq names its product ABC transporter C family member 3-like. Lineage: Eukaryota; Viridiplantae; Streptophyta; Magnoliopsida; Proteales; Proteaceae. The record is from RefSeq and is a predicted model, not a curated record. Gene Ontology annotation, biological process: transmembrane transport. The transcript is spliced from 7 exons. Gene Ontology annotation, molecular function: ABC-type transporter activity; ATP binding; ATP hydrolysis activity. Gene Ontology annotation, cellular component: plant-type vacuole; vacuolar membrane. Bases 1 to 2928 code for a protein of 975 amino acids.